Morus notabilis is the source of this 1125-nucleotide messenger RNA. Its product is annotated as protein SRG1. The transcript has 4 exons. The record is from RefSeq and is a predicted model, not a curated record. Lineage: Eukaryota; Viridiplantae; Streptophyta; Magnoliopsida; Rosales; Moraceae. The coding region runs from base 1 to 1125 and encodes 374 amino acids.
AUGCAUGGUAAGUGCAAAAUUCUUCAAAAGUUAGAAGGCGGAGUCAUGAAAGAAGAUGGGGUGUUGGGUUGGGGAAAAUCUUUACCAGUACCAAGUGUACAGGAGAUUGUAAGGAAUGAUCCAAAGUUUGUUCCUGAAAGAUACAUACAAGAUCACAAGAACAGGCCAGUACUAGAUUCUACAACCUUUGGUUCCGAUUCUUCGGACAUUCCAGUCAUAGAUUUCUCCUUGCUGAUCAGUGGAGAUGAAGAUGAACUAAACAAGCUAGACUUUGCUUGUAAAGAGUGGGGGUUUUUCCAGAUAAUAAACCAUGGCGUAGCGGUGAUGGUUUUAAGUAAAAUGAAGGCUGCUGUAGCAGCAUUUUUUGAUCUGCCAUUGGAAGAGAAGAAGAAGUAUUCAAUGGCGGAGAAUGACCUUCAGGGUUAUGGGCAAGCAUAUGUAGUUUCAGAACAGCAAAAACUGGAUUGGGGUGACCUGUUUUUCCUCAUAACAUGCCCACUUGAAGAUAGGAAUAUGAAGUACUUGCCAACCACAUUACCAGGAUUCAGGGAGGCAGUUGAAGAAUACUCGAGGGAAUUACAGAGGGUAAAUGAGGAGAUCAUGGCCAAACUGUCGUUAUUGAUGGGAAUGGAGGAGGAUGGCUUGAAAAAGCUUCAUGUGGUGAUGAAACAAUCUAUGAGAAUGAACUACUAUCCCCCCUGCUCCAAACCUGACCUUGUUCUCGGCGUUAGUCCCCACUCCGAUGGCGGAUCCCUAACUAUACUUCUGCAGGCCGAUGAGAUCACCGGCCUUCAGAUCAAAUACAAGGAAGGAUGGCUUCCUGUAAAGCCAAUUCCAAAUGCAUUGGUGGUCAACGUUGGUGAUGUCAUUGAGGCUUGGAGCAAUGGAAUGUACAAAAGCAUCGAGCACAGAGCCAUCACAAAUGCGAGCAAUGCAAGAAUGUCGAUUGCAACAUUCGUGAUUCCAGAUGUGGGAAUAGAAAUUGGUCCAGUGGAAUCGAUGAUGCAGGAUCGUUCAAGAAGGUAUAAAGACAUUAAGUACUUGGAUUACAUUAAGCACGUUCUGGACAGGAAAAUGGAUGGAAAAGCUCACACAAGCUUUCUCAAGUUAGAAGGCGAGCCAUGA